AUGGAAUGCAGUGGCAGCCGAGAUGAAGACAAGCAGUCGCCAUUGUCACAGCCUCAACAACCUCAUCGUAAAGAGAAAGAGCCUGACAAGGGACCAGAUCAUCUACGAACUGACAUAUUAACUGUUGGAAAGCAUAUGCGUCGAUGGAAGAUUGUUCGUAAAAUUGGAAGUGGCGGUUUUGGUCAAAUUUAUCAAGGAUUGGAUCUUGCAACAAAUAAAGAUGUAGCCAUUAAAGUUGAAUCGAAGCAAUGCCCUAAUCAGUUAUUAAAGAUGGAAGUUACUGUCCUCAACGCUGUGCAAGGCAAAGAUCAUAUAUGCCAAUAUGUCGCUUGUGGUAAAACCAAAACUUUCAGUUUCCUUGUCAUGUCAUUACAAGGGAAAAACCUUGGUGAAUUACGUAGAGAAGUACCUAGUGGAACACUUACUAUCGAAACGAUAUUGCGAAUCACCAGGCAAAUUAUUUUAAGUAUUAAAACAGUACACAAAGCAGGUUUCCUUCAUCGUGAUAUUAAGCCUUCCAAUUUUACCAUUGGAAAUACGCCGGAAACCAAGAAAACAGUAUAUAUAUUGGACUUUGGAUUAGCUCGUCCAUAUACUAACGGUAAAGGAGAAGUAAGAAAAGCUCGUUCUAAUGCCGGUUUCCGUGGAACAGCUCGCUAUGCUUCGAUUAAUGCUCAUCAUUCCAAGGAGUUGAGUAGGCGCGAUGAUCUGUGGUCUAUGUUUUAUAUGAUAGUGGAAUUUAGGCUUGGAACUUUACCUUGGAAGAAAAUAAAAAAUAAGGAAGAAAUAGUCACAGUUAAAGAAAAUUGUGAUCCCAAUGAUUUUUUUAGAUUUUUACCUCGAGAAUUUGAACAAAUUUAUAAUCACAUCAAAUCACUACAAUAUGAAGAUGAACCUGACUAUGAUUUGCUGAUCUCCUUAAUUGAUCAAAGCAUUAAACGAAAAAAUGUUGAUCUUAAUGCCCCAUUUGAUUGGGAAAGAAUGAAUGAUACCCCAACAACGCGGCGCAAACGUGCCGCAAAGAACCACUCGGCAGAUUCUACCCCAUGGUAA
This is a messenger RNA of Trichoplax adhaerens, 1053 nucleotides long. RefSeq lists its product as uncharacterized. Bases 1 to 1053 code for a protein of 350 amino acids. Gene Ontology annotation, cellular component: nucleus; cytoplasm. Gene Ontology annotation, biological process: peptidyl-serine phosphorylation; signal transduction. NCBI's taxonomy places the organism in Eukaryota, Metazoa, Placozoa, Uniplacotomia, Trichoplacea, Trichoplacidae. The record is from RefSeq and is a predicted model, not a curated record. The transcript has 8 exons. Gene Ontology annotation, molecular function: ATP binding; protein serine/threonine kinase activity.